Uncinocarpus reesii 1704 is the source of this 507-nucleotide messenger RNA. RefSeq lists its product as uncharacterized. Lineage: Eukaryota; Fungi; Ascomycota; Eurotiomycetes; Onygenales; Onygenaceae. The record is from RefSeq and is a predicted model, not a curated record. Gene Ontology annotation, biological process: attachment of spindle microtubules to kinetochore. Bases 1 to 507 code for a protein of 168 amino acids. The transcript has 2 exons. Gene Ontology annotation, cellular component: DASH complex; spindle microtubule.
AUGGCAGCUUCAUUAUCCUCCUCCGUAUCUUCUUUGCAGUCAUCGCUGCAACUGCUCGAAUCGUCUAUUGACGUACUGGACAGUGGCGUACACGACUUUCCUCGCCUGUGCAAAGUCCUCCAAUCGACAAGACAUUUCGAACUACUCCCCGAACCAACUCUCCAUGAAGCUCAAAAGGCCAUACUUGACGAAAUAACACCCAGUAUCGCACAUCUCCUCAACCUUGCCGAGAACCAUAUCGACAAGCUCGCGCGACGCGAAGAGUCUCUCAAAGCUAAAUGUGAACUACAGGAGGGAAGGCUUUCGCGUGAUUCAAGACCAUCUUCGCGCAGUGGUGAUCUCGCGAAUCGAACAAUUGGUGCCAGCAGCACUGGUAGUAGUGCCCGAGCAGCUGAACUUCGGAAACUGGUACAAAAGAAAGAGCGGUUAAAAUACGCAGUGGAGCGGUUGGAGUUGCAGUCGAGGCAGAGAGAAAGGCAGUUGAGGAAGAGUAUGGCAGCGCAGUGA